UGUCGCAGCGUGCAACUUGCCGAGUCGUAAACGAGAUUUAGUCAGUCAUCGCGUAGCCGCCGUGUGUGACAGACCCGAGACGAGUCUUACGUGGAUUUCGAGUUUAAAGAUUUAAAGCCGAUUGAAGAUUUGAGUGCAUUCCAUUAACUAACACAGAAAUAAAGUGCCGCCCGACACGCAUUACAAGUGCGAGUAGUGCUCGUAUGCACAAGUGUGUGCACGAGGAGGCAUCUAAGAAUAACAAAGAAGACAAGUGGAGGAUAAAAACAGCAACGGUUACGGUUACGGCUACGGUUACGGCUACGAAUACGGGUGUAAAGUGCCACAGCAAACAUUCAGUCAGAGAGGAAAAAGCAAACAUCGCUGAAGGUUGUGCCACACGGUGUGUGGCGGUGUGUGUGGCGGUGUGUGUGGUGUGCCCCUUGAAAUUUAUCCCGCACUGUGCAUCGCGUACGUGAGUGUCUCUGUGGAAGAAAUGUUGCAAAGAGCAAAAAGUAAUGUGCUGCAACUGAAGUGAAAUGCUAGCCGGUAAAUCCGUUAAAAGUGAAAUUCUUGCUGGGAUUAUUAGAAGCGACUGUCAAGGAGUAACAAGGAGCAGAAACAGCAGAAGCAGCAAAAGGAGCAACAGCAACAGCAUGACAAACCCCAAUUCCUUAAGACUCCGUCUACUGCUGUGGAGCAACAUUUUCGGAUUACUACUCAGCCGGAGUCAGGCUUUGCCCUUCGAGUAUUUAGAUGAGCCGAACGAUGACUUCAACUAUGACCUGGACACGGCCCAAUCCCAAGCGAAAUACGACGCGCAUCUGCUCUCCCAGCAAAUGCUCAGCGAUGCCGAGUUGCUACAGCAAACGGCAGGCACUGGCAGCGCCACCCACACGUUGAGAGCUCAGAGCUCAGGGCUUGCCACCGGCUCAGUUGAGGAUUUGGAGCCGCACAGCCGUGCCGCUGCCUGCAACAGCAAUGGCCACACGUACACACAUGGACAAAAGGUGCCGCGUGAGGAUGCCUGCGAGGUCUGCCUCUGCAUGGAUGGCGAGAUCUUCUGCUGGUGGGAGCGUUGCGAUAGGGAAAAUGCAAAUAAGGUGAAGGAAGCAACGGCCGCAGCAAGCAGCGACAAUGAGAAAGGCAAAGGAGCAGGCAAAGGAGCUGGCUUUGCUGUUGGUGUUGGCUUCGAUGGUGGAGUUGUCCCUGCUGUUGGUGACUAUUCCGAUCCAUAUCGCCACGAGAGCACCACGAGAAAGUCAACAAAAGUGCACAAAAUGGCGGGAAAAGUUGGCAAGCGGCGCAAGCAUCGCGCCAGAAAUCAAAAGAAUUUUAAUGACUAUGAAGUUUAUGAGAGCCACAAGCAGCAGCCAAAGGAUUAUAAAAAGUCUGGCAUAAAGCAGGAGGAGGAGCAGCAGCAGCAGCAGCAGCUACAAAAACAAAAGACUGGCGCUGCCAGCAACUACAAUAUAAUCAAGCAACACAAACACGAGCAGCAGCAGCAGCAGAAGUUGGCCAAGAAGCAGCUGCAACAAGAGGAGGAGCAACAGCAGCAGCAGCAGCAGCAGGAGCAACAGCAGCAGGAGGAGCCACAGAAACAGGACCAGGGGCAGCAGCAUGCCCAUAAUCUCGUGGCUUUGUCAGUUAAUCAAGCGGCAGCCAAGGAUAUGCAUUAUCCCCAGCCAGCAACAACCGACACGCCCACGCAGCAACAACCGCCGGAGCAUCCACACCACACCCAUCCACAUCGUCCGCCCACGCAUUCGUCCAGCAAGAUCUUAAAUUUUCCCGAAAACUUGCCGGCGUUACUUUAUUACGACUACAAAACGGAGGAGCAUGAACACCAUCAGCAUCAGCAUCAUCAGCAGCACUUGCUGCACGAAAAGCAACGCUUGCAACAUCAACAAGAGGCGUUGGCACGACAAAAGUCAGCAGGGGCAGGGGCAGGGACAGAGACAGAGACAACGGCAGUGGCAGGCGUUGAACUCCAUACCGACUUGGGCGUUGAUAAAAACUUUGAUGAGGCGGAAACCGACAGCGAUAUUUUGCCAGAGCCGCCAACAAAGCGACCCAAGGAGGCAGCACCACCAGCAACAGCAGACACACAAUGGACAACGAGUAGCAGCUCCAGCUCCAGCUCCAGCCCCAGUCCCACGACCAAGGCGUUGAUGACAUCCACAACGGCGACGACACCAACUACGACAGCGACGACAAGAACAAAUGGCUGGGCUACGAGCAGACUGUCUAAGGACCCAGCUGCAGCCACAAAUCCUGGUCGAAAUGCUGGCCAGGACCUGGACGAUGCAUUUCAUCGCUGGUUGACAUCGACGGAGCUGAAUGCUGACAGCACAAACACGCCGGACGAUGCCUCGGAGCAGGAAACAGCAGCAUCGACAAUAAUCGAUGAUGUUGCCAUCAGAAACAAGAGUGACAGCGCCAACAGGGCUGCCAGUAGGGGGAGUGGCAACAGCAAAGACAAUGCCAGAAACAACAACGUGGCCGAUGCAGUCUUCUUCCGCAGUUCGUACAAUGAUUACAGCAGCGAAUUCAAUGGGAGCGUUGUCAACAUUGACAUUACACUAACUGCAGUUGAUGUGCAUCCACGACAGCAGCAGCAGCAGCAGCAGCAGCCCCAGCAGCAGCAAACGGAUUUAAUUGCAAAUGGCAACAGCACGGCGGUGGCAAUGCCCGAAACAACAGCAGGAACGACGACGACAACAAUGGACCCACAGGCGAAUGACAAGAGAAGCAGCGUGGCCAUCAGUAGGGACACCCCCACAAGCAGCAGCCGCACCAACAGUCAGGAUCAACAUCAGGCGAGUGGCAGCAGCAGGAGCCCAGUGGUGCCACCGUAUACGCUGACAACGAUAAUAACAACAACGCCGCCGCUGUCACCAGGGCGUAUGUGUAAUGUUUUGGGCAAACUGUAUAAAAUUGGCGACAUUCUGCCGCAGGAUACGGGCAACUGUCUGCAGUGCAUUUGCACGGAUGCGGUGACGCCCGAUGAGAUGCCAAGCGUCACCUGCAGCCCACACAAUUGUCCGCCUUUGGUGCUGCCGGAUCUAUUCGAUGCGACUGGUUACUGAGGUUACGGUCUGGUGCUGUAAGCUUCCGGUUCACCGGGGAAAUGGCAGCAAUAACGGGAAUGAUGGCAUUGAUCAGAAACGUAAUCUUCGAUUGAGGCAAAUACCGUACAAUUCGAUUGAACAAAACCGUAAAGUUCUACUGAUAAAAAUCGUUGAAUUCGAUCGAUUAAAACAGUAAAAUUCGAUUGAUCAGAACCGUAAACUUCAACUGAUCGAAAACCGAAAUUAUCGUAAAAAAUUCGAUUGCAAAAGAGGAAGUAGCGCCCCCCGGUACUGCAGUCGAAAAGUCUCUCAAACUAAACUCAAGCAUAACAAUUGUAUGGAUUUCAAUGUAAAGCCCUCCCUAAACACGAGUGUCGCUCCACAGGCGCUCUCUAGAACUAUAACACAUAAACAUAUAUCUAAAUGAAACGAUUAUAUAUCAAACGAUCAACCAGGAGAGAGGGAGAGAGAGAGAUAGAUAGAGAGAUAGAUCCAUCGGGAUGUAGUUUAGUUUGUAAGCUGAAUAUUUAUGCAUUUUAUAAGAAUGCGAAGUAUCUCUCUCUACUCCUAAAUAGAUCAAAACACCAAAGACCCAAACCUACCAACCCAACCAUUGAUGUAUACAGCAGUAGAAAUUUUAAAGAAUUUAUAGAUGUACUUUCAGCAGAAAUAUAUACACCACAUACUAUACAUAUAUAUAAACAAAUCUAUAACUAUACGUAUCUACACCAAUAUCUACAUAUGUAUAACUACAUGCAUGUCUGUCUGUUACGAACUUUGCACACAAACAAGCAAAACAUUUCAUUUCAUGACUGAAACAAUGGAAGUGCAUGGAUUUUUUCACAAAACAUUUAAAGCUGGAAGGCAAACAAAAGGCAACUAAAAAACAACUAAAAAUCUAUAACGAACACAAAAACCAACAACUGAGGCAACUAAAAAAAUCUAUAACGAAAAAAACUGAACGAUGACAAAUAAUGAAUUGUGUGUAAUAUUUUAAUUUAAAUGUUAAACAAAAAAAAACUGCACAUUGUAUAACUUAUUUGCAUGCGAAUUUCGGUUUGGUUCUUUUUCAGAAGCUUCCUUUAGGCAUUUAAAUUUAAAUAUACGUAAAGAGGAAAAACGAAAACCACAAAGUAAAUAUGGAAAUUGUUUUAACACAGCUGAAACGAGCGUAGAGAACGACACCAUAUCGAGAGUAAAACUAACAGUUUUAAGAGACAA
This is a messenger RNA of Drosophila subobscura, 4271 nucleotides long. RefSeq names its product ras guanine nucleotide exchange factor R. The coding region runs from base 519 to 3068 and encodes 849 amino acids. The record is from RefSeq and is a predicted model, not a curated record. Lineage: Eukaryota; Metazoa; Arthropoda; Insecta; Diptera; Drosophilidae. The transcript is spliced from 7 exons.